This is a messenger RNA of Zea mays, 733 nucleotides long. Its product is annotated as polcalcin Jun o 2. The record is from RefSeq and is marked validated. Lineage: Eukaryota; Viridiplantae; Streptophyta; Magnoliopsida; Poales; Poaceae. The transcript has a single exon. Bases 24 to 557 code for a protein of 177 amino acids. Gene Ontology annotation, molecular function: calcium ion binding.
AAAGCUGUCGCACCCGGCCGGCAAUGGGUCUCGUCGUCUCCGCCACCGCGUCCUGCAGCGAUAUCUUCUUCAGCCGACGCCGCUCCUCAAGUCCGCCUCCCCCAGCCGCGGCUAGCACUCCCCCGCCCACGUACACAAUACCGGAGCCGGCCCUCGUCCGCGUGUUCCGCCACUUCGACGCGGACGGCGACGGCCGCAUCUCGGCGGACGAGAUGCGCGAGUUGUGCGGGUGCACAGCCGUGGAGGCAGACGAGAUGGUAGCUGUCGCGGACCGCGAUGGAGAUGGGUUCAUCAGCCUCGAGGAGCUCGAGGCGCUGUUUGAGGACGGCGACCGGUCAGACACGUUGCGCGCUGCGUUCGCCGAGUACGACGAGAACGGCGACGGCGUGAUCACCGCGGAGGAGCUGCGCCGCGCUCUGUGGAGGCUGGGGAUCGUCGGGGAGGAGAUGACGGCCGAGCGGUGCGCAGAGAUGAUCGCGGUGGUGGACAUAGACGGCGACGGGGUGGUCUGCUUCGACGAGUUCAAGGCCAUGAUGGACACGGCGGCGGCGUCAUGAACCAUACGCGCCCGGCGCUCUGCACCACACGUGUACGUGUACGUCUGAUAUUGUUCGUCGACAUGAUAACACCCUAAUUAGCAGUAAACCCAUUAGUUUUAGGGUUUCACGUUCUAGUCUAGUUCGAGAUUGGUUUGUGAUCGGAUUAAAGUUUUGCGUUGUGGCGCCGUGUGCAA